Messenger RNA from Danio rerio (zebrafish), 1200 nucleotides. RefSeq names its product endothelin 1 (gene edn1). Gene Ontology annotation, biological process: signal transduction; regulation of vasoconstriction. NCBI's taxonomy places the organism in Eukaryota, Metazoa, Chordata, Actinopteri, Cypriniformes, Danionidae. Gene Ontology annotation, cellular component: extracellular region. The record is from RefSeq and is marked provisional.
GCAGCUUAUUAGAGCAAAACUCUUCAGCUGUUUUACUGGACUACUACUGGAAUACGGGACUUGCAUACUACAAAACAAUGCAUUUGAGGAUUAUUUUCCCAGUUCUGACCAUGCUGACAUCUGGAUUUUUUGACUUUGGUGCUCCAGCAUCUUUGGGUCCAGGCACAGCACCAGCACGUCACUCCAGGAAUAAGAGAUGCUCCUGCGCAAGUUUUCUGGAUAAAGAGUGCGUCUACUUUUGCCACCUGGACAUAAUAUGGGUGAACACACCAGAGCGAACGGUGUCAUAUGGACUUGGAAACGCUCCACGCAAGAAGCGCUCGGUCACAGAACCUGUUGUGCUCGAGUCACGCUGCAAAUGUGCAGAUAGUCAAGACAAAACAUGCUCUUCAUUCUGCCAAGCGGACAGUGCGUUACAGUUUAAAGCAGCGUCAGACAGGGCGAUCCGCGCCGCCCAGGGCCACGAUUGUGCUGGGAAGCAAUGCAAACACACGCUGGCAGAAACACAGACAAAGAUUAGAAGGGUGAGAACCACAAAACAAACUGAUGUUCUCUCUGGAAAGAAGAAGAUCCAGCUUCUCCUGGAAAAAUGGAGAAUGAGGCGAAACCACAGAAGCCAAGCGUGGAUUUCUGAAAACUCAUAGAAGAGUCCAAUGCGGGAGUUACCUGGACAAGAAGCUCAUUCACUGCACACGUCAUGCAUUUCAGGGCGUCAUCAGGUGUGCUGGAAUACCUCCCUCAAGUGGUUUCUAGGAAGAAGAAGGAGAUUGUUGACUGAAACGAACCAAACCUCAAGUUAAAAUAAAGACUAACCUCUUCCAACUGGAAACUUUGUGCACAUGGGAUAAAUCCCUCUCCAUCCUUUAUACGGGACGUUUAAGGCUUUUGCAUUGAAGAUACUUUUGUUGCACAGGAGGAAUACAGUAUGAUCCAAUUAAUGACAAUCUGCAAUCAGGGACUCUAGAUAAAGCCAAAGCCAUGUGCGAUUGCCUUCAUCCAAACCAAAGACUCUGGUGGAAGAUGCACUGUAAAACAAUGAAGCUCUGCAAUGCCUCCAUGUUUCACAUUUAUGUUAAAUAUUUAUUUUUAUUAAGCCAUAUUGGCUAAUGAGUGAUAUUUCUAUGAAAUGAUAUUUUUAAUCGCCAUUUCUGUGGUCACCAUUGUUAAGUAAUAAUAAAUAUUUUUGCAUUAUUUAAACAA